This is a messenger RNA of Suillus subaureus, 788 nucleotides long. Its product is annotated as cyclophilin-like domain-containing protein. The transcript has 4 exons. Gene Ontology annotation, biological process: protein folding; protein peptidyl-prolyl isomerization. The record is from RefSeq and is a predicted model, not a curated record. The coding region runs from base 315 to 614 and encodes 99 amino acids. Gene Ontology annotation, cellular component: catalytic step 2 spliceosome. Gene Ontology annotation, molecular function: peptidyl-prolyl cis-trans isomerase activity. Lineage: Eukaryota; Fungi; Basidiomycota; Agaricomycetes; Boletales; Suillaceae.
CUACUUAAUGCCUCCACCUACUAUUGUCCCCUUCGGGGUGACAUACGAAAAAUUGGAACGAUACAGAGAAGAUUAGCAUGGCCCCUGCACAAGGAUGACACGCUUUCCCGGAGUGGUAGACCUACGGGUCUCAAUAUUUAUUGCUCUUUUUUCUUGAAAACAGGAGAAUGCAAACCUCAUGUAUUGGAAUUGAUUUGAUCGUGCUUUCUGAGAUCUAAGUUUGUAAUUGAUCAUGAAAAUCCAGUUACCUCAACGAACUGCAGUAUUUUUGAUUGCCUUUGUUUAUCAUCAUCUUAUUCUUCAAAAGCACCACGAUGGAUUCAGUUGUUCUCGAAACCAGUCUCGGAGACGUUCAGCUGGAAUUAUACUGGAACCACGCCCCUCGGACGUGUCAGAACUUUGCCGAGCUUGCAAAACGCGGCUACUACAAUGGCGUCGUGUUUCAUCGAAUUAUCGCCGAUUUUAUGAUUCAAGGUGGUGAUCCAACUGGAACUGGUCGAGGUGGAACGAGCAUUUACGGUCAGAAAUUCGAGGAUGAAAUAAAUCCAGAACUACGUUUUACGGGUGCAGGAAUCCUCGCAAUGGCGAACUCGGGGCCCAAUACAAACGGUUAGACUGCUGCUUUUUAUGUUAUCCGCUGCUUAGGAUAUAAUGGCCCGCUUCUAGGAUCUCAGUUCUUCAUUUCGUUGGCGCCCACGCCUUACCUGGACGGCAAACACACCAUUUUCGGCCGGGUGAGCUCAGGCAUGCGUGUUGUGCAGAGAUUAGGUGCUGUUGCAGUCGACGCU